This is a messenger RNA of Seminavis robusta, 486 nucleotides long. Lineage: Eukaryota; Bacillariophyta; Bacillariophyceae; Naviculales; Naviculaceae. The record is from the annotation of a GenBank genome assembly.
AUGGGCGAGACAAGACAUGUGGCUAUUGGAUUUGAAACCUAUGACGGCACCAUCCGCGAUUAUCGUGGUGCUGCAUCGUUUGAUCGUUUCCCUGGAACUCCAUCAUACCGAUUUCUUAUCCAAGGUGUCAAGGUAGAAAGGAAUGGUGAUGGGACUCUCCCGAAUGAUGCCGACAUAUUGCAAGGGGUCAGUGAAUCGAUGGAGCUCCGACUCACAAGCCGUUUCGAGGGGUACGUCAAGAGCCACAAGAUCAAAGGUAAAGAAACAUCCGGACGAAUCAUUCGGAUGAGGUUCCUUCGCUCGGAAGAUGAGCAGCAUGCUGAUGCGAUAAGGCAAAUUGACGUGAUCGUGUCGAAGUCUUCGACACAGGACAAAGGGAAGCUCCUCGAGCUCGCAGUUGAUCAAGCAUCCGCCCUUGUGCUUGCCAACAUCGCUGAACGAAAGUUGAAGGAGGAAGAGGCAAAGCAGUUGGCUUACGGUGCCUAG